Messenger RNA from Zychaea mexicana, 917 nucleotides. RefSeq lists its product as uncharacterized. The transcript has a single exon. Lineage: Eukaryota; Fungi; Mucoromycota; Mucoromycetes; Mucorales; Lichtheimiaceae. The record is from RefSeq and is a predicted model, not a curated record. The coding region runs from base 242 to 757 and encodes 171 amino acids.
CGCAAUUAAAUCAAGAACAAUAUCAUCAGCUACUGCAAGUUAUGAAUACAGGUGUGCACUUUUCGAAAGGUUCAGUCAUUGCUCAGCAAGGAACUUAUGGCGACAAGUAAGUGCUUUCCAUGAGGACGUGAUGGGUAGAGGCUAAAAACUACUGGUAGACCAACUGUAUAUACGUACUCGUUAACACAACCUUUCGUUUUAUUUUUUGAUCAUUUCCAGAUUUUACAUUGUGGAGUCUGGGAUGGUUGAGGAACGAAUGGGCAAUGUUGUCAAGUGUCGCUAUCUGAUGGGCGGCAGUUUUGGAACGCUAUCGCUUUUACAUUUCCAUCGAUGGCCGGCGUCGUAUGUCGCUGCAACGGACGACGUGGUCCUUUCAGAGCUGAGCCGGGAGGAUUAUCAAUCCGUGUUGAUCAACGACGCCGAAUCCAAGCGGCUGAACAGAAGACGGCUCGUCGACAAGGUUCCUACAUUCAAUAAGCUAGAUCCCAUUGAUCAGAACCUGGUUGUGGAUGCAUUGACGCCGGUUGAAUAUCACGAUGGCCAAAUUGUGUAUAAUCAAGGCGAUCAAAUUGCCGACAACAGAAUCUUCAUCAUUGAAUAUGGCACUGCACUUGGCAUAACAGAAACCGAAGGUUACUCGCGAACUAUUGAAAUGUUUUUGAAGGAAGGUACAUGCCAAAACAUCUCAUUUACUCAUUCUAGAUAUUGUUAUUACUUGGUUUUUGUUUUGCUCGUUGUGCUAACUUUACAAAGGUGAUUAUUUUAAUGACGGUGAUAUUCCAAACAAAGGUCAUAUCCGGCAAAGAAUGACUAUCAUUGCGCAAGGCCCGUUGACAUGCUUGACUAUAGAUAGAACGGCCCUUUCUCAUCUACUUGGCGACUCAUUGUAUGUACAAGAAGAUAUACUCAAUAAAUAA